CCCUGUGUCGGCGUUCUAAUCAAAGCGAUAAAACAUUUCCCAUCCAAGAACCGGGCAUAUACGAACAGCUCCAGGAUACGGAGGAGAAGGAGUUUUUUUGUAAUAUGCACACAUGAUCUUCUUCUGGACCUUCAUGUGUCUAAGCCUGGCGUCCGCCGUUGAUGGACCCCAUGGAAGUACGGACAUGCGAAUCUCUACACCCCGCCCCCUAGACCCCUGCGUCACGGACGACGACUGCACCGUGCCCGACGAGAUCUGCUGCCCGUCGUUGAAGCUCUGUGACGUGCCCCUUAUCAGCGGCGCUUGCCGGGAUCCUAUCCCCGCGCCCACGCCGGGUACCCCAGCUCCAACUACGCCGGGCCCCAUCACUCCAGAGAGUUCCGGAGAGCCGGAUUGCCUCGGAGUGGAACGAUAGCUGCGACGAAUCUUUAAAGCUGGUUUUCCUCCACGUGCCCAAGACCGCUGGAGAAAGCGUGGAGGCUGCCCUGAAAAUAAAGAAGAAGCACGAUGUCGCACGGGAAAGGAGGCAAAGCAUGGGAGAAGAAGCUUGGGGUUGUGCGUUCAAGUUUUCGGUCGCUCGCAAUCCUUGGUCACGGUGGGAAAGCUGGUACAGCUUCUGCAAGAGUGGUUAUGGAAAGGAGCGCGUGCUACCGUCGCCGCAUUGGGGGUGCCUAUUGGCCCGCUCGCUGACACUAUCUUCGUGGACUAAGCACAUGGUUGUGCUUCUUCGUGGUCUUGAAGCGCUCCCUCCGGAUAUUAGGGGCAAUCUCGAGAGGAAUGAUGGAGAGUUUUCCAGGCCGUCGUGGUUCGGAUCUCAGUCGGAGUACGUUACGGAUGGUGUUCACCUCGACGUGCUCCUGCCGAACUUUAUUAUAUCAUUUGAGAAUCUCCAAAGCGACUUCGAAUGCAUGGCUACUCUUCUGGGUCUUCCGGCGAAGCUUGGACACAAGAAUCCGAGCGUACUUGUCGAAGGUGGUAUCUAGCCAACUGUAAAGCUCUAGGUAGUUUGAUUGAAACGCUCUCUGUCCUCUUUUUCGUAGUGAUUUUCUUCUCACCUGCAUGAGACACUACGUAUCGCUGCUGAAGCCCCAUCCAUGUAGUCUAGACCGAAAAAACCGAAGGCCACUGAUUGCUGCUUCAUGUAUUUCUGAACAGCUGACUCCAUGAAUAGAAGAAAAUGCGGUACGACGUUGUCCCUCUCAAGUGUCUGCGUGCGCCAACACUUUGCAGAGUGCAUACGCCACCACCAUCGGCCUCACAAGGCAACAACCCCUCUAGUGACUACAUCGUGCAGCUUCCCAUCAACUCCCGUGGAUAUGUUUGAAUCUUCUUGUUCCAAUGCUCCAAUGCUUACAAACCCACGAUGCAGGAACGUCUACCGCCGAGCGAAUUGGAGCUUUUGACCAAGAGGCGCGUGAUCUCAUUGGCGAAUAUAACAGAUUUGAAGUAGAGUUCUAUGGGUACGAGUUCCCGGUGUAGUGGGACAGGUACUAGGCGGAGGCGUGAGCUCGGGAGUGGAGAAGGGCUCAGCCGAUAUCUUGUUGGCUCUGCGCUGUGCGUAGAUAUACGGAGACUAGGCGCCUGGGUAUGGCUAUUCCGGCUCACAUGUCAUGCCCAUAGUCCGACGGUGUGUUGGAAGGGGACAUGUGUUGGUACUCGAUGUGUGUGUGAUGGAUGGCAUGUCACGCAAAUAAGUAGCUAGGUAACACCCGAGAGAGGAGCCCGCUGGCGCUUCUCUCCUGCGACGCGACGUGAUACACGAACCUUCGGGGAAUAUCAUUACCCGGACUACUGUACCUUUAUCUCGUAAAGAGAAAUUAUUCUUGAUACGGAGUAUUGUUUUUCGUUUGCCAUCCGACAAGGUGGAGAGCCUCGAUCGAAGCCAUGUUCAUCGCUCAACAAGAGUCGAACUCGAAGCUACGCAUGAAUGCAUCACGUAGCCGUGACAUGUUUUUUUUUUUUUU
Ectocarpus sp. CCAP 1310/34 is the source of this 1964-nucleotide messenger RNA. The record is from the annotation of a GenBank genome assembly. NCBI's taxonomy places the organism in Eukaryota, Phaeophyceae, Ectocarpales, Ectocarpaceae.